AUGUUCCCCGAGGUCUACGUCCCCACCGUCUUCGAGAACUACGUUGCCGAUGUCGAGGUCGAUGGCAGGAAGGUUGAGCUGGCCCUCUGGGAUACCGCUGGUCAGGAGGACUACGACCGUCUCCGUCCCCUGUCGUACCCCGACUCGCACGUCAUCCUUAUCUGUUAUGCGGUCGACUCGCCCGACUCGCUGGACAACGUUCAAGAAAAGUGGAUUUCCGAGGUCAAGCACUUCUGUUCGGGACUUCCCAUCAUCCUCGUCGCGUGCAAGCAGGACCUGCGUGACGACCCGAAGACCAUCCAGGACCUCGCCCGCAUGAACCAGCGCCCCGUCACCAGGCAGGAGGGGCAGGCCGUUGCCCAGAAGAUCGGAGCUACCGCCUACGUCGAGUGCUCGGCCAAGAACGGAACCGGUGUUCGCGAGGUCUUCCAGACGGCCACCAAGGCUGCCCUGUCGGCCAAGAGGCAGGGAAAGAACGGCAAGCCCAAGAAGCCUUGCGUCGUCCUCUAG
Messenger RNA from Trichosporon asahii var. asahii CBS 2479, 510 nucleotides. Its product is annotated as rho1 GTPase. The record is from RefSeq and is a predicted model, not a curated record. Gene Ontology annotation, molecular function: GTP binding; GTPase activity. Gene Ontology annotation, biological process: small GTPase-mediated signal transduction. The transcript is spliced from 3 exons. NCBI's taxonomy places the organism in Eukaryota, Fungi, Basidiomycota, Tremellomycetes, Trichosporonales, Trichosporonaceae. The coding region runs from base 1 to 510 and encodes 169 amino acids.